AUCGCUUAACAAAUUGUUUGCCUUUUCGCACCAAAUCGCUAGUCAAAUUUUGAUAUUUACUACCAAAAAUAUGAUUACCGGUUGCUUUCCAGAGACGCACUGUUAAAAACAUUUCCGCAAAUGUAAGGGAUUUUGGGUGCCCACAGAUGUAUGUUAGUGUUGGGUGAAAUAAAAAACAUUGCUCCCAACCGAGCAAGAAAAAACAAUAAUCCACUUUAAUAUAAAGAUGUACAAUUAUUUGGAUCGUUGUCCCGGCAUUUAUUGUGGUAGAUCACUGCUAGACAAUGGCAGUUGGAGCAGCUGCGGUGUUUGUCCCAGAGGAUCACGGGUGAACGCCAGCUACGCGUGUACGCCCUGUCGGGACGAACUUACCACCUAUUCGUGGCUGUAUUUAGGCUUUAUGACCAUGCUGCCACUUAUGAUGCACUGUUUCUUUAUUGACUUGGAUGCCAAAGAUCGAAAGUUUUCGCGCAAGCAGUUAAUCCUCACAGCCAGCGCCUUCAUUGAGGUGGCACUUGCGGCAAUACUGUCAACACUCUUCAUGGAGCCAAUGUGGGAAAUGCGUUUGUACUCAUGCGAGGUGCGAAAACUUACCGACUGGUACACCUUGUUCUACAAUCCCAAUCCCAACUAUGAAACCACGUAUCAUUGCACCCAGGAAGCUGUCUAUCCGUUGCAAACAAUUGUUUUGGUGUAUUACUUUUUGUGUUUGCUCAAUAUGUUUCUUAUACGCCCCAUGAUCAGUUCGAUGAUGGAUGUGCGCGGCAAGGCGCCCAUUUACUCGGCACUCUAUUUUCUGCCAAUGCUGACAUUAAUUCAUGGCACCUGCUGUGGCCUUAUCUAUUAUUCGUUCCCUUAUCUAAGUAUCGCUAUGUCAAUGGUGGCCAACGCCAUCCACUACUCUUUAAAGCUAGAUCAAACGCAGAAGGCGUUGCUGCUGUCGUCUGUGUGGGAUGUCAAAAAUGUUGUCAUUAUUUCUGUUCACUGGCUGCUGCUUGCUUUUGGCAUCUGCUCCUUGAAUUACCAUUAUGCGUUGCUGUGCCUGGUGCCGUUUCCCUCUUUGUUCUACAUUUUGACUGUACACUUCACCGAUCCUGGCGAGUUUCGGGAAAUCGAGUCGCGCAUUUGAUCCGGAAACUUGCAAAUGCAAAUAUUUCAUGCGAGGGGCGCUAGGCGUUCCACAGUUGUUAUUUAUGUGUAGUUUUACGUGUUUAAAUUAUUUCUUAAUAUUAUAUAUGUACUCUUAAAAUAGCAUCCAACUCAUGUCGUCUUUUCGUUUUAAUUAUAUUUCACAUUAAUUAUACACAUAUAAUAAUAUUAAUUAUAAAUCAUCAGUUUCCCCUUUUCUAAA
Messenger RNA from Drosophila montana, 1351 nucleotides. RefSeq names its product JNK1/MAPK8-associated membrane protein. NCBI's taxonomy places the organism in Eukaryota, Metazoa, Arthropoda, Insecta, Diptera, Drosophilidae. The coding region runs from base 227 to 1129 and encodes 300 amino acids. Gene Ontology annotation, biological process: response to unfolded protein. Gene Ontology annotation, molecular function: ubiquitin protein ligase binding. The record is from RefSeq and is a predicted model, not a curated record. Gene Ontology annotation, cellular component: membrane. The transcript has 5 exons.